AUGAACAAUGACUUUAGCAGCCUGAAAACAGCUUUGAAAGAUGGGACCGAUUGUUCAUCGACGGCAACAUUCAACGGAGUCUGCCACUGUGUCGAGAAGACACAGCCAUCAGCCUUCAUCCUUGAGAAUGUCGACUCCAUGGACACUUCUUCUGGCGAGGAAGACGACCGAGAGCAGACAAAGUCAAACCUUCAAAUGGCCUUAAACUAUUUGGAAGGCCUCGGCUACACUUGCUGCGCUGAAAAGCUGAAGACAUCCGAUCAUGGCGUGCCCCAACGCCGGACUCGUUACUACAUUUUCGGAAUAUCGAACAAGGAUAAGUUUGCGGUAUCCGCAAAGGAGAUCAUCAAGCUCAUUCCAGCACGGCUGACUGCCUGCAUGUCUGUGAACUCGCCUAUUGACCACUUCUUGCUGAAGGAUGAUGACCGGGUAGUUUUGGCCGAAUUGAACCGUCGAUUGAAUGCUGGGGACCGGCGAGCUCAAAGGAAAGCUUCUUCUGAGCCUGGUCCUAGCUCUUCAGGUGACAAGUGGCGUGAGCAGCACAGCAAUCUUGCUGAGCAAUUAGGCCCUGUGCUUUGUGGAGCACUGGAAUCAGAGAAACGAGGAGAACAAGAAGGAUGUUUUUGCCUUCGUGGAUGUACCUCAGACAGUUACAAGGAUGCCCACGAGUUUGUCAAAGACAAAGGACAAGAACUUCUUGCUCUACAGGGCCUGUUUGUGUCAGACCUGAUUGCCCCGGUGGAGCACACCGAUGCCCAGUUGGCCGAUUUGGCUGGAAAUUCGUAUUCAAUGCCUUGCAUCAUGGCCGCUUUGCUGGCUGUAUUUUGCAGUGUCCGCUUCGAUACACAAAGUGAUGUGGAGGAUAUGAAUGAAGCGACCACUGCCCUGGAGCAGUGGAAAGCACGGACAAAACGUCGUGCUUCCUAA
This is a messenger RNA of Cladocopium goreaui, 927 nucleotides long. The record is from the annotation of a GenBank genome assembly. Lineage: Eukaryota; Dinophyceae; Suessiales; Symbiodiniaceae.